GGCGUUAGCGCUUGGGGAAUGUCGAAUUUUCGUGGCACCUCCGUGUCCGGCCGCCGGCAUUUGCAUUUGCCUGAACGACCUGGGGGGAUAAAGUGACAUUACCCAGACUCAGCAAUAUGAAUGAAAUAAUCGCCAUCCGUACGCAUUGAUCCCAGAAUACCCAAGGACACAAGUCACCAGCACAAUCACAAUGGCACCAGGCAUCCUCGAAGAUAUAUACCCUCCAACGAUUGCCUCUGACCAGGCUCUCGCGGGGAAACACACCUUCCCGGACAAUGCAGACAGCGAGGAGUACGCCAGAUCUCUCGACUCAUCGGAUCCGUUACGCACAUUUCGCGAGAAAUUCAUAAUCCCUUCGAAAGCGUCGUUGAAGAGGAAAUCACUUGCAGCAAUCGAAAACGACCAAGAUGGAAUAUACUUCUGCGGCAACUCACUUGGUCUCCAACCAAAGUGUAUGUCCAGAUAUAUCCAGGCACAGCUCGACACGUGGUCGUCCAUCGGCGUGGCAGGACAUUUCACCGAACUCGAAGAGUCGCCGUUGAAGCCGUGGCAGUCAAUGGCUGAUUUUGCCGCCGAGCAGUCUUGUCGGCUAGUCGGUGCGGUGACGGGGGAAGUCGCCAUCGCCAAUACACUUACCGUCAACCUCCACUUGUUGAUGGCAUCGUUCUAUCAACCAACGGCAACGCGCAACAAGGUUCUUCUGGAGUGGAAGGCGUUCCCCAGUGAUCACUAUGCGAUCGAAUCGCAGAUCUCGUGGCACGGGUACGACCCGAAGGAGGCUAUGAUCCUGGUCCAGCCUGACGAGGAUCAUGUCAUUUCAACACAAAAGAUUUUGUCGACCAUCGACGAGUACUCUGAUGAGAUUGCGCUGGUAUUGCUCCCCGGAGUUCAGUAUUACAGCGGUCAGUUCCUGGACAUCCCCAGGAUCACAGAGUAUGCCCAUUCCAAAGGCCUGAUGAUUGGCUGGGACCUGGCGCAUGCGGCGGGCAAUGUGCCACUACAACUUCAUGACUGGGGCGUCGACUUUGCAGCCUGGUGUACGUAUAAGUACAUGAACGCUGGCCCAGGAGCGAUUGCGGGCUUGUUUGUACACGAGAAGCACGGAAAGGUCGAGUAUCCCGAGGGUUGCGAUACCCCGGUGUUUCGUCAUCGACUUACCGGAUGGUACAGUGGUGACAGGGCCUCACGGUUUAAUAUGGAUAAUAAGUUCAGACCGAUUCCUGGAGCAGGAGGCUUCCAGAUAUCCAACCCUUCGGCUAUAGAUUUGACGUCCUUAUGCGCGUCGUUGUCGGUGUUUGAAGAGACCUCGAUGGAAGAGCUGCGGAAGAAGUCAUUGAAGUUGACGGCUUAUCUUCAGUAUCUCCUAUUGAAGGGCGGUGCAGAGCAGAAGUUCCGGAUCAUCACACCACUAGAUCCGUCGAAGCGUGGUGCGCAGCUGUGCUUGCUUCUGGAAUCUGGUCUUCUUGAUUGUGUGAGCUCGGAACUGCAGAAGGCAGGUAUUGUGGUCGAUCAGAGAAAGCCUGGCGUGAUCAGAGUAGCACCCGUGCCGUUGUACAACUCAUACCAUGAUGUAUGGGCUUUUACGAGGGUGUUUAGGAAAGCGGUGGGGAUGCAGUGAUGAAGAAGGCAGAAGCAGUCGUGGUG
Molecule: messenger RNA, 1644 nt
Organism: Exophiala viscosa
Lineage: Eukaryota; Fungi; Ascomycota; Eurotiomycetes; Chaetothyriales; Herpotrichiellaceae
Product: putative kynureninase
Exons: 3
Coding region: 191-1618 (475 amino acids)
Biological process (GO): NAD+ biosynthetic process
Cellular component (GO): cytoplasm
Molecular function (GO): pyridoxal phosphate binding; kynureninase activity
Source: RefSeq, a predicted model, not a curated record